Molecule: messenger RNA, 1680 nt
Organism: Cladophialophora yegresii CBS 114405
Lineage: Eukaryota; Fungi; Ascomycota; Eurotiomycetes; Chaetothyriales; Herpotrichiellaceae
Exons: 2
Coding region: 1-1680 (559 amino acids)
Biological process (GO): regulation of DNA-templated transcription
Molecular function (GO): zinc ion binding; DNA-binding transcription factor activity, RNA polymerase II-specific
Source: RefSeq, a predicted model, not a curated record
AUGGAACCAACAAAGACCAAUCCAAUCAGGAGGAAACGCCCGUUCCUGUCCAAGACAAGGACGGGAUGUCUGACUUGUAAGGUCCGCAAGGUCAAAUGCGACGAAGAAAAGCCAGCAUGUCGGCGAUGCACGUCUACGGGACGGAAAUGCGAUGGGUAUGCGCCAGCACCAGCAUCAAGCUCGGUCUCGGCGACGCGAUCAAAGUCCCUCUCUGUUAGGAGCAGCAGCAGCAGCAGCAGUAGUAACAGCACAUCGCCUUCGCGGCGCGCCAGCCCCCGCCGCCCUCCCUCGGCCGACUUGUUCGCCUCAGAGGCCGAGAGAAGGAGCUUCGCGUACUUCGAGACGCGAGCCUGCCAUGAUCUGAGCUUGGGCGGCUCCUUCCACGGGCAAUUCUGGGCGAGAGAGGUCCUCCAGGCUGCCGUCCACUACCCUUCCACGCGGCACCUGGUCGUCGCCAUCGGAGCCGCGUUCGAAGCAUUCCAGGAGUCGGCGGUCGUCUCGAGCGGGAGCCGAGAAAGCAACGCCAUGAGACUGUCCAUUGAGCAGUGUAACCGGUCGAUACAGCUGAUGGGCGCCCUGUUUGACGCGGCCCGCAGUGAGGCCCAGUCCGUCGAAACAACGUGCAACAUCCUGACGGCGUCGAUCCUCUUCGCGUACCUGGCGUGUCUGCAGGGACAAAUCAGCCAGGCAAUCGACCAUGUGAGAUCGGGGUUGAAGGUGCUGCAGGAUUUUGAGAAGGCCAGAUCACUUGGCCAUGACGACCACGAGCACGAUCGCCCGGCGGAUAUUUUCCCGGUCUCUGUUUCACAUCUCAAAUCACUACUCACCUCGAUAUAUGGACAAAUCCGAUGCAUGAUCAAUGACGAGGCUCUAGCCACCUGGGAACGAGAUCCGCUCGUCUCGGCGAUUGAUCCAGUUCUCAGCUUUUCAACCCUCGCCGACGCGCACGGCUACGUUGAGAAUCUGUGGCACAAUCUCCUGGCAUUGCUGCAAUAUACGGAGCUUCACCCGCCCAGGACGGCCGACGAGGUCGCCUUGUUCACAGCACAUCAUCAGCUGUUGAGCCGAUCGCUGGACAGCAGUAGGGAUGCACUAGAGGCUUUGGCCUCUCAGCGGACGCCGCACGCCGGCAGCCGCGACGAGCAUGGCCUCAACAUCCUGCGGCUGUAUCAGACGCUGGUCGCAGUUCGACUGCGCAUCAAUCCGCUAGAACCUGGCAAUCGGGAGGCCGCUUUUGACGAGCUGGAACCCGAGUUGGAACAAAUGCUGCGGUAUUGCGAGUUGUUGGUCCAGGACCGGAGUCGGGGUCACGGUCACGGUCACGGUCAGCAGUCAGACCUCCGGUCUUCUCCUUCUUUCUCCUCCGGUCUGGGCUAUGUCAUGCCCCUUCACACGAUCGCUGCUCGAUGCAGAAAUCCGCGGAUCCGCCGCCGGGCACUCCAACUCCUGCUGAGUAGUGGCCGACGGGAAGGACUCUGGGACGCGGGAUUGACCGGCAAAAUCGUGACGACAACAAUGGAAAGAGAGGAAAGGCUGCGGACUGAGCCUGUACCGAGUGAUGGCCGAGUGAGGGAGGUCAAGAUCGAGUUUCUGGGCGAGAGGAGAGCGCGUCUGCGGUACAUUACCGUGGCCGAUUGGAGGGCCCGGCUGUAUGGCGAGCAACAUAUACUGGAGUGGUGA